GCGGCUCGGUUCGAGCAGGGUUACCGAGAGAUUGCACAUCGUGUCAAAAUAGCUGGUCACUUGGACCCGGAAGUCAACAUAUUCCAGCUUGUGCACGACUGGCUGUACGAAAGUCAGAGGAACUGGAUGCUUAUCCUCGAUAGUAUUGAUGAUGCCCGGUUCCUCGCCCAGCCUGGUAAUUCGGCCAAUACUUCGCUACCUUUAUGGGAAUACCUUCCCCUAUGCGCGAAUGGAACUAUUCUCGUCACCACACGGAGUAGGGAGGCCGCGUUGACGCUAGUUGAAGCGGUCGAUAUCGUCGCAGUCGACACCAUGCACACAGACGAGGCCUUAACACUAUUCAAGAACAAGCUGGGAUUGCCGGCGGAUAUUGAAGACAACGUCGAAUUGAUGUCUGAGCUUGAAUUUUUACCGCUAGCCAUUGUUCAGGCUGCACGAUAUAUCGGAUCUAGAUUGCCUCAUAUGUCCGCAAAACGGUACCUUGAAAUGUUGAGGGGAGGCGAUCGCAAAAGAUCUCGACUGCUCAGUAUUGAUUCACAAGAGUUUCGCCGUGAUGCUGAGGCGAGUAAUUCCAUUUUCACUACUUGGCAAAUUUCUUUUGACUAUAUCCGCGAAACUAGACCAUCGGCUGCCGACUUAUUAUCUCUCAUGUGCUUUUUUGAUGCGCAGGGGAUUCCAGAGAAUGUGCUUCGGUAUCAUCCUAAGCACAGUAGCAGGAAAAAAGACAGAAGGUUCGAAGAAGGCGAUGAUAUUAGUGAAGCUUCAUCUUCACAGACAAGCGAAAGCGAUGGAUUCGAGGAUGAUAUAUCAUCACUACUGAAUUUCUCCUUCAUCUUGAUUCGUCCGGACGGAGCAAUGUUUGUGAUGCAGAAACUUGUGCAACUAGCAAUGCGAAUACGGCUCAAAGAGAACGGUCAGCUAGAAAAAUGGAAUCAGCGAUUUAUUCGAAAUCUCUCUGCGUUAUUUCCAACAGGGGAGUACGAAAACUGGACUAUAUGCGGAACACUCUUCCCACAUGCACGGUCCGCUGCCACACAACCGCCAGAAGAAGACUCGUCGCUGGCUGAGUGGGCCACACUCCUCUACCAUGCGGCAUGGUAUGCAUGGAGGAGAGGGAACGCGUCUGACGCCGAGUCCUUAGCUCUGAAGUCCAUGAAAGUACGGAGCAAAGUGUUUGGGAAAGGCCACGAGGAUACGCUGAGUAGCAUGGUAAUGUUAGGAUUGGCGUACCAUCUUAGUAGUCAAUUGGAUAAGGCAGAAGAGGUUUUCGUGCAAGUAGUCAAGGCUCGCGAGCAGAAACUCAAGCCGGAGCAUCCAGACAUGUUAAGCAGCCUUGGUCAUUUGGCAUCCACGUACAGGUAUCAAGGCCGGUGGAACGAAGCUCAAGACCUGGAGGUACAGGUGAUGGAGGUGAGCCAGAAGGUGUUGGGUGCAGAGCAUCCAAGUACACUGACUAGUAUGGAUAACCUAGCAUCGACACUUUGGAAUCAAGGCCGAUGGAACGAGGCAGACGAGCUUUUUUCGCAGGUAUUAAAGGUCCGUGUGAGAACCCUCGGGCCUGACAAUCCAGACACCCUAAAGAGCAUGGAGAACCUGGCUUCCACAAAUAGAAAUCAAGGCCGGUGGGAUGAGGCCGAAGAGCUGGAGGUGCAAGUGGUGGAGAAGAAAAGAAGGGUGCUUGGCGCAGAGGCUCCAGACACGCUUAUCAGCAUAGGCAACUUGGCGUUGACAUUUUGGAAUCAAGGCAGAUGGGACAAGGCUGAAGAUCUGUUUAUGUAUGUGAUGGAGACAAGCAAGAAGGUGCUCCGGUCAGACCAUGCGUGCACGCUAAGUAGCAUGGCCAAUCUCGCAAUGGCCCGCAGGUAUAAGGGGAAAUUGGCAGAGGCGGAGAUUCUGGAGACACAAAUCUUGGGGAUCCAACAACAGAUUCUUGGUAAAUACCACCCUUCCACCUUGACUAGCAUGGUCAAUCUUGCUUCCACUUUUUGGAACCAAGGUCGAUGGAACGAUGCCGAAAAGCUUUUGGUAGAAGCUGCGGAGACAAGCAAGAGAGAAAUCGGUCAAGAACAUCCCGACACUUUAAGCUGCAUUGAUAAUCUUGCGACAGUCUACAGAGAUCAAGGAAGAUGGACGGAGGCCGCACUAGUCGGUUUACAAGUAAUGGAAACGAGCAAAAGAAUACGUGGUGAAGAGCAUCCAGAUACAUUGAGCUGCAUGGCAAAUCUUGCAACAACACGCAGAUAUCAAGGGCAAUGGAACGAGGCAGAAGAAUUGGAGAGGCAAGUAAUGCAGAUUCGGCAGCGAAUGUUAGGUGCAGAGCAUCCCUCCACGCUACAAUGCAUGACCAAUCUUGCAACAACUCUUUGGGUUCAAGGCCGGUGGAAAGAGGCGGAAAGUCUAAGUGGAAAAGCCAUGAGUAUUAGUUUGAGUGUUUUAGGUGAAGAUCAUCCUGACACUCUCUCAGCUAUAAGUAAUCUUGCAACAUUGCAUUGGCUUCAAGGUCAAUGGGCGGAUGCCCAAACGCAGGAAAUGCGGGCUAUUCGUGGCAGAAGGAUGGUGCUUGGAGCUGAACAUCCCGAUACAUUAUCGAGUAUGAAUGGUCUUGCCUUGAUAUACAAAAGUCAAGGACUUCUCAAUGACGCAGAAGAUCUCACAAUGCAGGUUGUGGACGUGCGAACAAGAGUGAUGGGGCCAGAACACCCACAUACUCUCUCCAGCGUGGGUAACCUAGCAACGCUUUACCGGCUCCAAAAGAGAUGGGAUGAAGCCGAGCAGCUACAGCAGUUUGUACAGACAACCACUGAAGCUCGUCUCGGGAAGGAACAUCCAGAUUCGUUGAGCAGCAUGUCGAAUUUGGCAUCAAUAUAUUCAUGCAAAGGGAAGUGGAAGGAAGCAGAGGAACUUGAUUUGGAUUCAAUCAGAUUGAGGGAGAUAGUUCUGGGAGAGAACCAUCCCGAAACACUCAUCAGCAAGAACAACUUAGCACGAACUUACCAAGGCCAACAACGGUGGAAUGAGGCUGAGAUGCUAUCGUCUACGGUUUGGGAGACAAUGAGACAGGUGCUUGGACCCGACCACCCACACACUUUGGGGGCUAUGGCUGGUCUAGCGCAGACAUGGAGAAGCCAAGGGAAUUAUAAGAAGUCUGUUCCUUUUCUUGAGUGGUGCGUUCGACUCCGAGAACAAAGACUAGGUCCUGAACAUCCCACUACCAAGGCAACAGCGAAUGCCCUUGCAAGGUGGCAGGAUCAAAUGAGCAUCGAUCAAAGGUCCUCUGGCGUACAUGUUUCGCAUCAACCGAGUGGGACUACGAUGUCCCUAACUAAACAGGCUCGAGCUUCUGAUGAAUGGUUUGAGCGUUUGGACCACAUGACUGCUCUUCUUAGUAUGAGGCAAAAGGCUGGCGGUUACGAUCCUGUCAAGAUUGCCAUACUUGAUACCGGCAUUAAUUCCAAAAGCCCUUAUCGAAAGAGAAUCAAGGAAUAUAAAGAUUAUAUUGUAACUGACGAGAAAGAGGGGAUCGACAAUACUGGUCACGGCACUAAUGGGGUCUACCUCACAUUCAAGGUCAUUCCUGAAGCCGAGGUCUAUGUUGCUAGGGUUUGGGAUAGCCAGAACGCAACACUGACAACUCCAGGAUUGGUUGCUGAGGUACCUAUCCUGCUGGAGCUACUGUGUACUAUGUCGCUAAUAGGUGUAGGCAAUCGAACAUGCAGUAGAAACUUGGAUGGUGGACAUCAUUACACUGGCAUUCGGUUUCGACGAAGAUUAUGAAGGUAUCAGUUGCGCAAUCCGGAAAGCAAAAGCAAAAAGUGUCCUCAUGUUUGCAGCAGCCUCAAACCAAGGCAACAUUGAUGGCGUCGCUUUUCCAGCACGUAUGGUUGGAGAUGUGAUCUGCAUGUUUUCUUCAGAUGGCAGAAUCAAGCCGUCGUCAUUCAAUCCAGCAAAGCUCGACCAAUCUCUGAACUUUGCCGUUCUAGGUGAGGGAGUGGAGGGUGUCUCUAUCACUAAAGCAGAAUACACGGUCCGUAAAGAGGGAACAUCCAUUUCAACAUUCAUAGCGGCUGGGCUUGCCGCGCUCGUUCUCGACUUCUCAAU
Molecule: messenger RNA, 4098 nt
Organism: Truncatella angustata
Lineage: Eukaryota; Fungi; Ascomycota; Sordariomycetes; Amphisphaeriales; Sporocadaceae
Exons: 2
Coding region: 127-3774 (1215 amino acids)
Biological process (GO): proteolysis
Molecular function (GO): serine-type endopeptidase activity; protein binding
Source: RefSeq, a predicted model, not a curated record